AUGGCGUGUGUGAAAGUCUUAUGCAUGUUAACUGGAAUUAUAUUUUCUCGUGGCUAUGACGAUCUCUCUAGAAAUAAACCUGCCACACAGAUAUCAACUUUUCCAUGUAAAGGAUGCGCUGAUGGAUCAUACAAUGCCGAACUGGCUGUUGACAAUAACCUGCAAACAUGCACUAGGAAUGUGUUUCCAGAUUGGACUGAAUGGUGGAUGGUGGAUCUUCAGGAAGCACAAUCCAUAUAUGCGAUUAAAUUUGUCUUUAAAGACUAUGGUGAUACUUACCGGAAACGACAAGAGGAGCGUUUAUCAGGAUAUUCUAUUUAUGUCUCAGAUACAAAGGAAAUAAAAAGUGGGGAACUGUGCUUCAAACAUAACGGAACCUAUUUACCAUCGCUUACAGCGGUUGUAGAAGGGGUCACUACGGUGCUGUUUGUAACCUUUUGUGUCCACAACAUUGUAAGAAUUACCAAUGCUUUGUCACUAACGGGACAUGUCUUAGAUGUGACAAUGGCUGGAAUGGCUUUUCGUGCAACCAAGGAAAUCAUAACCUAUCCAGGCCAAAACUUUCUGUGCUCAUCCCAUUUUGCAGCAUGUUUAGUCGGAAUGUAUGGUCCAGAUUGUUCAUUAUCCUGCUCUGGUCAUUGUAAGAGCAAGUCUUCUUGCAACCCAAUCAAUGGUAUUUGCUCAGAUGGAUGUGCUGAAGGUUGGAUGGAUGUGCUUUGCAAUAAAAGCUGUGUCUCCGGUACCUUUAGACCGAACUGUAAAAACAACUGUAGUGGGAAUUGCUAUAACGAUUUAAUCUGCAAUAGCACAACAGGAAGAUGUGACAAAGGCUGUAAGCCAGGGUACCAGGGAGAACUUUGCAAUAAUACUUACAUCUGUGUAUUUAAAUCAAAUGAGGAAUAUGUCAUAUUAGACUAUCUUGAGAAACCUGUAUCAAAUAUCGGUGAAAAUACUGUUAACUCGGAUAAUGUAUUGUUAGCUUGCAGGCAUGGCUAUUUUGGACCAAAUUGUUCGAGGAAAUGCAAUCCAUUCUGUAUAAACAAGUGUCAAAAUGUCAAUGGACACUGUCUUUCUGGGUGCAUCAGCGGUUACGAAGGUUCAACAUGUGAAAAAAAGUGCAGCAGUGGAUGGUAUGGUCACAAUUGCUCCAUGGGGUGUAACAACUGUGUGAAUCAAACUUGUAAUCAUAUCACGGGCAGCUGCCAAUAUGGAUGUAAACCAGGCUGGAGAGGUUCAAAAUGUUCUCUAGUGUGUACCGUGGACACAUAUGGAUCAGAUUGUAUGUUUUCUUGUAGCCAAAACUGCAUUAAUAAGGAACCUUGUGACCACGUAACUGGAAUUUGUGAAAAUGGUUGUUCAGAUGGAUAUAAAGGAGGGCAGUGCAAUUUAAUUUCAUUAUUGACUUCAAUGGCUAGAAAAUGUGAUGAUCACUGUUUUUAUGCAAUUGGAAUAUCUAUAUUAGUCAUACUAAACGUUUUGACCUGUACAUUAUGGAUUUGUGAAAGAAGAAGGAAAAUGGAAGUGAGAAGACAGUCGUCAUCUCAUUACAUAACAACUGAAGCAGAAAUGAAAGAAAAGACUUCUGAAUCACAUGAAUAUCAAGAAGUGAAUUCUGUAUCACGAGAUUUUUCGUACCAAAACCUCACAUUUGAUACCUGAAAAUUUUGAAAAUACAAGAUUUGAGUAGGGGAGU
Messenger RNA from Saccostrea cuccullata (small rock oyster), 1693 nucleotides. RefSeq names its product multiple epidermal growth factor-like domains protein 10. NCBI's taxonomy places the organism in Eukaryota, Metazoa, Mollusca, Bivalvia, Ostreida, Ostreidae. The record is from RefSeq and is a predicted model, not a curated record. Bases 1 to 1659 code for a protein of 552 amino acids. Gene Ontology annotation, molecular function: scavenger receptor activity. The transcript is spliced from 12 exons.